GCACUUUAAUCAGGUUGGUGGUGAUAUAUAUUAACUCAAACUAAGCUUUUCUUAAACACAGGUAUUAAUUGAAUAUUUUUCCAAGUGAAAAUGACCAAUUUUUUUAUAUAAAAAAUAUUUUCGUGUCUUCCAAGUAUUGGAAAAAGCCAUGGUCAAGAAGUGCAACAACUUUCUCACUUUAUAUUUGUUUUUUUCCUUCUUCCCUGCUUCUUUUUAGCAACUGAUUUUGGGGAUGAGACAAGGGAGAUUGGUGAGAAUCAAGCAAUAGCUGGGGUGGUAUUGUGGUCUUUGAGUUUGAGCUGAAGUCUUGUGACCAUGGCUUCUUCUUGGAUCACAUGCAUCUACUUCAUGUUCAAGCUCUGUGAUUUCCGAGGAGACAUCUCUUCCAUCCAUGUUUCAAUGGAUGAGAUUCAUUUUCCUGUCUCCGUGUCCUCAAAGAGCUCUGUUAUCCUUUGUUGAUUUGUUGUUUCUGCUCUCCCUCUUGGUCUUUGCCCUGCAAAAGCUCUAUUCGAGACUUGGAAGCAAUGCUCAUCCAGGUUCUGACGUUAACAAGCCACUGAUCAGAGGCAACAGGGCCUCUUCCAGAACUACAAUAUGGUUUAAACUCUCUUUGGCUGUAACUGUUAUUUUGGCGUUCUGUUAUAUUAUCGUCUGCAUUCUGGGAUUCAGUAGUGGUGCCCUGUCGCCAUGGAAUCAGGUGGAUGGACUAUUCUGGUUGGUUCAAGCCAUAACUCAUGCAGUGAUUGCUAUCUUAAUCAUCUAUGAGAAGAGAUUCGAAGCUGUCAUUCAUCCACUCUCUCUUCGAAUUUAUUGGGUGGUGAACUUCAUCAUCAUUUCAUUGUUUACAGCAUCUGGGAUAAUUCGUUUGGUGUCAGUUGAUGCAACUCAGGUUGAAAAUUUGAGGUUGGAUGACAUAGUUUCAGUGGUUUCUUUUCCAUUAUCAACUCUUCUUCUUUUUGUUGCUAUUAAAGGAUCAACUGGGAUAACAGUGAGCAGAGAAUCUGAACCAGAAAUGGUAGAAGAAACUAAUUUGCUUGAACCCCUUUUGAGCAAAGCAAACGUGAGUGGCUUUGCUUCUGCUUCUGUAAUAUCUAAGGCGUUUUGGAUUUGGAUGAAUCCUCUUCUAAGUAAAGGAUACAAAUCCCCUCUUUCCAAGGAGGAAGUCCCAUCUCUUUCGCCAGAGCACAGGGCUGAGAAGAUGUCAAAGCUGUUUGAAUCAAAUUGGCCAAAGCCUCAUGAAAAAUCUAAGCACCCUGUUAGAACCACAUUGCUUCGUUGCUUUUGGAAGGAAGUAGCCUUUACUGCUUUCCUUGCUAUUAUACGGCUCUGUGUCAUGUAUGUAGGUCCUGUUCUCAUCCAAAGUUUUGUGGACUACACUGCUGGCAAGAGAAGCUCUUCCUAUGAAGGAUAUUACCUUAUACUGAUUCUUCUAGUUGCAAAGUCUACUGAAGUUUUAUGCACUCACCAAUUUAACUUCAACUCUCAGAAACUUGGGAUGCUCAUUCGUGCUACCCUUAUCACUAAUUUGUACAAGAAGGGAUUGAGGUUAACUUGCUCUGCUCGCCAAGAUCAUGGGGUUGGACAGAUAGUGAAUUACAUGGCUGUGGAUGCCCAGCAGCUAUCUGAUAUGAUGUUACAGCUACAUGCUAUAUGGUUGACACCUUUGCAAGUAGCUGUUGCCUUGGUGCUACUGUAUAGGUACCUUGGUGCUACAAUAAUCACAUCAGUGUUUGGACUUCUUGGUGUUCUUAUCUUUGUUAUAAUGGGCACCAGGAGGAACAACCGUUUCAAUUUCAAUGUGAUGAAGAAUCGUGACUCAAGAAUGAAGGCAACAAAUGAGAUGCUUAAUUAUAUGCGAGUGAUAAAGUUCCAGGCAUGGGAGGAACAUUUCAGUAAGAGAAUCUUAUCUUUCCGUGAAACAGAGUUUUCAUGGCUGUCCAAAUUCCUGUACUCAGUCUCUGGGAAUAUAAUAGUGAUGUGGUCCACACCAUUGCUCAUAUCAACCCUCACAUUUGGUACUGCAAUUCUUCUAGGAGUGCCUCUAGAUGCGGGGACAGUGUUCACAGCCACCACAAUCUUUAAGAUCUUGCAGGAGCCCAUCAGAGCUUUCCCACAGUCCUUGAUCUCACUUUCACAAGCAAUAAUAUCGUUGGAAAGAUUGGAUAAAUAUAUGAUGAGCCGGGAAUUGAUGGAUGAAUCAGUGGAGAGACAAGAAAGCUGUGAUGGUAGCAUUGCUGUGGAGGUUAAAGAUGGGAAGUUUAGGUGGGAUGAUGAAAAUGGUGAGGAGGUGUUGAAAAAUAUAAAUUUGGAGGUCAAGAAAGGGAAGCUUACUGCUAUUGUUGGGACUGUUGGAUCUGGGAAGUCGUCUCUCCUGGCUUCAAUACUUGGUGAGAUGCACAAGAUAUCUGGCAAGGUCACAGUUUGUGGUACAACUGCCUACGUAGCUCAAACGUCAUGGAUUCAAAAUGGGACAAUUCAAGAGAAUAUCCUAUUUGGUUUGCCAAUGAAUGGGGAGAAAUACAAAGAGGUUAUCAGGGUUUGUUGUUUGGAGAAAGAUUUGGAAAUGAUGGAGUAUGGGGAUCAGACUGAAAUUGGAGAACGGGGCAUCAACCUCAGUGGUGGCCAAAAGCAGCGGAUACAACUUGCAAGGGCUGUUUAUCAGGAUUGUGACAUCUACUUUCUUGAUGAUGUCUUUAGUGCUGUUGAUGCUCAUACUGGAUCAGAUAUAUUUAAGCUGUUUAUUGUGUUCACCAGUUUUAGUGAUAGACAUAUCCUACAACUUCUUGUGCUUGUUAACUUCUUGCACAAUGUUGAUCUUAUCUUGGUGAUGCGAGAUGGGAUGAUAGUGCAGUCGGGAAAGUAUGAUAAUUUGCUAAAUUCUGGCAUGGAUUUCGGAGCUCUUGUAGCUGCACAUGAAACAUCCAUGGAACUUGUAGAAGUAGGCGCCACCAAUCCUGGUGAAAAUUCCUCAAAAUUAACAAAUUCUGCUUCUAAUGUUGGGGAAGCAAAUGGUGAAACUAAGUCCCUAGAUCAUCCAAAGCCUGAUAAAGGGAACUCCAGGCUUAUCAAAGAUGAAGAAAGGGAAACUGGAAAAGUCAGUUUACGUGUGUAUAAAUUAUACUGCACUGAGGCUUUUGGCUGGUGGGGUGUUGCUGCAGUAUUGCUAGUAUCUUUGACAUGGCAAGCCUCUAUAAUGGCUGGGGAUUAUUGGUUAUCACAUGAAACUUCAGCAGAGGGUGCUGCAUCAUUCAACCCUUCCACAUUCAUUUCUGUCUAUGGAAUCAUUGCAGCUGUAUCUGUUGUACUGAUAGUGUGUAGAGCUUUCUUUGUUACAAUUAUGGGGCUUAAGACGGCACAAAUAUUUUUCAGACAAAUUCUUCAAAGCAUCUUGCAUGCUCCAAUGUCCUUUUUUGACACUACACCUUCAGGAAGAAUUCUAAGUCGGGCAUCAACUGAUCAGACCAAUGUUGAUAUCUUCAUUCCCUUCGUUAUGGGGUUAGCUGUUGCCAUGUACAUUACUCUGCUCAGCAUCUUCAUCAUCACUUGUCAAUAUUCGUGGCCAACAAUUUUCUUGAUAAUUCCUCUCGGCUGGCUGAAUUUCUGGUAUAGGGGAUAUUAUCUUGCAUCAUCUCGUGAAUUAACACGUCUUGAUUCAAUCACUAAAGCACCUGUCAUCCAUCACUUCUCAGAAAGCGUUUCUGGGGUUAUGACAAUCCGCUCUUUCAGAAAGCAGGAUAAGUUUUGUGAGGAAAAUAUUAACCGUGUAAAUUCAAAUUUGCGUAUGGAUUUUCACAACAAUGGAUCAAAUGAGUGGUUAGGUUUCCGUUUGGAACUGCUUGGGAGUCUCGUCCUCUGUUUUUCUGCAGUAUUCAUGAUCUUGUUGCCUAGCAGUAUCAUAAAGCCAGAGAAUGUUGGUUUAUCUCUCUCCUAUGGGAUGUCCCUCAAUAGUGUGUUGUUUUGGGCCAUAUAUGUUAGCUGCUUCGUUGAAAACAGGAUGGUUUCCGUGGAAAGGAUAAGGCAGUUUUCGAGUAUUCCAUCAGAAGCCGCAUGGCACCUUAAAGAUCAUCUUCCCCCUCCGAAUUGGCCAGCCAGCGGUAAUAUUGAGCUCAUAGACCUGCAGGUUAGAUAUCGACCAAACACUCCCCUGGUAAUCAAAGGCAUUACUUUAAACAUUAAUGGGGGUGAGAAGAUUGGUAUUGUGGGCCGGACAGGAAGUGGGAAGUCAACUUUAAUCCAAGUUUUCUUCAGGCUGGUGGAACCGACUGGAGGGAGAAUAAUUAUUGAUGGCAUUGAUAUCUGCACAUUAGGGCUUCAUGAUAUUAGGUCACGCUUCAGUAUCAUUCCUCAAGAACCUGUCCUUUUUGAAGGAACUGUGAGAAGCAAUAUUGAUCCAAUAGGACAAUAUUCUGAUGAAGAAAUUUGGAAGAGCCUUGAGCGCUGCCAACUUAAAGAUGUGGUGGCUUCGAAACCUGAUAAACUCGAUUCUUUAGUGGCUGAUAGUGGAGAUAAUUGGAGUGUGGGGCAGAGGCAGCUACUAUGUCUAGGAAGAGUUAUGCUGAAGCGCAGCAGGCUAUUGUUCCUAGAUGAAGCAACUGCAUCCGUGGAUUCACAAACUGAUGCCGUGAUCCAAAGGAUCAUAAGGGAAGACUUUGCUGCCUGCACAAUCAUCAGCAUUGCUCACAGAAUUCCCACAGUCAUGGAUUGUGACAGGGUUUUAGUUGUAGAUGCAGGAAGGGUAAAAGAAUUUGACUCUCCAUCCCACUUGCUUGAGAGGCGAUCCCUUUUUGCUGCAUUAGUUCAGGAGUAUGCCAACCGCGCUGCUGGACUGUAGGCAGGGAGAAACUCUGUUGAACUUGUAUCGCUACCUUGGAUUCCCCUGCUAUAUCAAUGGCAGUAGAUCUUCUCGAGUAUAUCUACUGAAAAUGCCAGAAGUAAAAUCAAGCUGAUGAUUAGAUCACUUUGAGAUGCCAUAAAGAGAAGUAAAUAACCUUCUCAGCUUGUUGCUCGAAUGAAGCAGAUGUUAAUAUGUUAUUUUCAAAUUAUAGUUCAUAUUAAUAAAAAAAGUAUAAGCAAUUUAUGCUUUUGGAAAUUGGGAACUUCUAUUUGUAUUUUUUUUUUUUAUAUUGGUUGUAUAACAAAAAACGACCAUCUCA
Rubroshorea leprosula is the source of this 5153-nucleotide messenger RNA. The record is from the annotation of a GenBank genome assembly. Lineage: Eukaryota; Viridiplantae; Streptophyta; Magnoliopsida; Malvales; Dipterocarpaceae.